This is a messenger RNA of Plectropomus leopardus (leopard coralgrouper), 3046 nucleotides long. RefSeq names its product leucine-rich repeat LGI family member 2-like. Gene Ontology annotation, molecular function: protein binding. The record is from RefSeq and is a predicted model, not a curated record. Lineage: Eukaryota; Metazoa; Chordata; Actinopteri; Perciformes; Serranidae. Gene Ontology annotation, biological process: inhibitory synapse assembly.
ACACAUAAAUAUAUAAAACAAAUUUUAGAUUUUCUCUUCCAAACAAGUCGUGAUUACUGGAGACUCGAUGUUUUUGUUUUUUUGCCCCUCCUGUCCGAAAGCGAAGCAGCCUUCCGGGACGCAGCUGCAGCCGUAUCAGCCUGUGUCAGGGCUUUCCACUUGUGCUGCAUUUUGAUGUCGUCCAGGCGGGUAAAAGCAGCUGCUUGCACCGACCACGACCUCGUUUACUAUCAUUAAUGGUCAAGAAGCAACAUGAAAUCUACUCAGCAGUGGCUCCUGGUCGGUUUGGCGCUUCUGUGUGUUUACGGAGGAGUUGAAUCUAAGAGGAAUUUCAAAUGUCCUUCAGGAUGCACCUGUACCAAGGAGACCAUCAUAUGCGUCGGUGCUUCACAGAUCCCACGAACUAUACCGAGUGAGGCCAACUCACUAAGCAUAGUAAAUGGGUCUAUUUCUGAAAUCACGGAAGGGAUGUUUUCACUUAUGCCCUCUCUUCAGCUGCUACUUCUAAAUGCAAAUUCUUUGACAACAAUUAAAGACGAUGCUUUUUCUGGCCUUCCACAUCUAGAAUAUUUAUUCAUCGAAGGGAACAAGAUUGAAACGCUCACCAAAAAUGCCUUUCGUGGUCUGCGAGAUUUGACUCAUCUUUCGCUCGCCAAUAACAAGAUGAGGUUUCUGCCAAGAGAUCUCUUUUUCGACUUGGAUUCAUUGCUGGAACUGGAUCUGCGAGGCAACUCAUUCCAGUGCAUUUGUGAGAACAAGUGGCUGAUGGUGUGGCUGAAAAACACAAAUGCCACAGUAUCAGAUGUCUUCUGCGCAGGCCCCGCUGAUAUGAAGGGCAAGCGGCUCAAUGACCUUCCUAUUCCACCGGGCGAAUGUAUCUCCACAGACUUUGUGCGUCAUCAGUCGAUUCCCAUUCAAUCCAUGUCAGCGGACAUCUUCUCCUUUAAAGAAGACAUCUACGUGGCAAUGGCUGCCCCCAACUCCAACAGUUGUGUGGUCAUGGAGUGGGAUCACAUUGAAAUGAAUUUCAGAAAAUUUGACAAUAUAACAGGGAAGUCUGUUGUUGGAUGCAAGUCAGUUCUGAUCGACAACCAUGUAUUGAUAAUUGUUACCCAGCUCUUUGGCGGCUCCCACAUUUACAAGUUUGACGAUCGGCAAAACAAGUUCACAAAGUUUCAAACUAUUGAGGUCUUCAACAUCUCCAAGCCAAAUGACAUUGAGGUCUUCCAAAUGGACGGUGAGUGGUACUUUGUGAUUGUGGACAGCUCCAAGGCGGGUUUGUCUACUCUGUACAAGUGGACCGACCAACCAGACCGUAAUGAAACAGGUUUCUACUCCUACCAGUUUCUCCACGAGUGGUUUCGUGAUACAGAUGCUGAAUAUGUGGAGUUGGACGGAAAGUCUUACCUCAUCCUGACCAGCCGGUCUCAGUCACCUGUCAUCUACCUAUGGAACAAGAGCACCCUGAAGUUCAUAUUUCACAGUGAAAUCCCAAAUGUAGAUGACGUGGUGGUAGUCAAAUCUUUCCGGAUUGAGGAUGAGUUAUAUCUGGCCAUGACUUGCUACAUUGGUGACUCAAAAGUCCUCAAAUGGACCAAUAAGCAGUUUACUGAGGUGCAGGCUCUGCCUUCUCGGGGAGCGAUGAUCCUCCAGCCUUUCACCUUCACAGACAGGCACUACCUUGCUCUUGGCAGCGAUUAUUCUUUCACACAAAUCUACCUCUGGGAUGCCGAGACCAAAACCUUCCACAAGUUCAAGGACAUUUAUGUGCAGUCGCCCCGGUCCUUUACAGUGAUGACCACUGACCGAAAGAAUUUCAUCUUCUCCUCAAGCUUCAAAGGCAAAUCGAUGGUUUUUGAGAAUAUUAUUGUAGAUUUGAGCUUAUAAUGUCAUGCAAAAUAAUGACUAAUCAUAGCUGAUGGUCUCUCAGAUCAAUAUUUGUGUGUGUGCUACAAAGGAGUUUCAAAUGCUGCAUAUCCUCUUCAUGCAACUAGAUAUAUCUUUCUUGGUUUGAGACAAAAAUUUUAAGCAAGUUUCUGCAACUCAUAUGUAUUUAUAACAAUGACUGGUCCCACAUAGUUAACUUUAAACUGAAGGCUGACAGAAACAUAAUCAAAUGGCAACUUUUGAAAUGAAAACAGCAUGAAGAUGAUUUUACUGCAUAGAUUAAAUUUUAAGAGGUGUUGGCUUUUAUUUUAAUUCUGUCAAAAAAUGGCUGAGCCAAGGGUUGUCUAUUACAGCUAUACCUACUAUUGAAUAUAGUUUGGCCAUCUAUUUGCACCUAUUGACGCUAGAAUCAAAAUGAAAACUGAGCAUUUGUAGUAUCAAUGUUUUGGUAUCAAUCUGCCAACCCUUACAAAAUGUCCAAAGUUAUCCUAAAAUGCUCUUAACUUUGUGGGUAAAAUGAUUUGUUUGAGACAGCUGGAGCUUAUGUCCUCUGAGCAGCCAGUAGAAAAGAUGAAGCCAUCUCAUCCCAGUAACUGUUGUGACUUAAUAUUAUUUAAAUGUGCAUGAAACAGAGGUUUUCCACAAGAUGUUUCCCCCCAAAAUACAGCUGAAUGUAUUAGCUAAAUAUAACAAGCUUAAGCCUAAUUACACGGCAUUUAUAACAAGCUACUGUUAUAACAGAGUGCCUGAUUAGUGUCAGAACUAAAUAUAAUUUCAUCCUGAUUACUAUGCAAAUGUAUAAUACUGAGUGUUGCUCUGAAUUACAAUCACGAGGUUAAUUGUGUGCUGCUAUGUGACUUGAAUGGUUUCAAGACACAAAUCUGUGCUCUUUUCUUUAGGCUACUGAUCUUUUGUUAUUUUUUUAUGUAUUGUACAUAAUUCAUUACAGUCAGUUUGGCUUGAUAUAUAAACAUUUUUUCACAUACUUAACAAUGGCAUGAUGUGUAAAUUAGGCCAUGGUCUUUAUAGACUAUCAAACACCUCAAAGUCACAAAAUGCUAACAAUCAAGCAUAAACAAUAUGUUUCUGUUAGUAUUUUCAAUAUAUCUAUCCUGAUGUGCAUCCUAAGAACAAGUUUGUGUUAAUGCAUUAAAGAAUA